AUGGCCUAUGAGACAGAGGAUCAUGAGACUCAAUACUGCUUUCCUGCCAUCAACUCUUCAUGUAUCAAGGGAAAACGCUCCAGACAUGAAUACAAUAUCAUGUAUGUGUUUUUUUCAUUGCUGUCAGCAUGGACUGUGUUUCUGAAUCUGCUGGUGAUCAUCUCCAUCUCUCACUUCAAGAAGCUUCACACUCCAACCAACCUGAUCAUUCUCUCUCUGGCUGUAGCCGACAUGCUUGUUGGACUUAUUGUGAUGCCCACAGAAGCUACUAAGCUCAUUGAAACAUGUUGGUACUUUGGAGACACUUUCUGCAGACUGUUUAUAACAAUCAUGGUACUUCUUUUCUCAGCAUCUCUCAGUAAUUUGGUUUUAAUUGCCGUUGAUCGUUUUGUGGCUGUGUGCCACCCUUUAUUGUACCCACAGAAAAUAACCAUGACUAAAACAUUAAUUAUUGUUAGUCUUUGUUGGUUUUGCUCUUUAGCAUAUAACACUGCAAUAGCUGUGAGUGUCUCACACAUGAAAUACGCAUGUUAUGGAGAAUGUACAAUCCUGAUCACUUUUGACUGGACAAUCACUGAUCUAUUCUUGUCUUUCUUGAUUCCUUGUACUAUUAUAAUAACCUUAUAUUUGAGGAUAUUUUAUGUUGCACAUCACCAGGUCAAAGUUAUAAACUCACUGAUAAAGGGUGGAAAACAUGUAAAUGAAGGUUCUAAGAGGAAAUCUGAAAGAAAAGCUGCUCUGACAUUAGGAAUCAUUGUCAUAGUUUAUCUGUUUUGCUGGAUUCCUUUCUUUAUUUUGUCUUUAACACGACAAAACACAGGAAUGGCUUCUACCACAGCCUACAUUCUGUUAUGGAUUUUGUAUAUUAACUCAGGUCUGAAUCCUCUUAUCUAUGCUUUCUUUUACCCCUGGUUUAAAAUGUCAGUUAAACACAUCUUAACUUUUAAAAUAUUUCACCAAGCAUAA
Puntigrus tetrazona (Sumatra barb) is the source of this 966-nucleotide messenger RNA. RefSeq names its product trace amine-associated receptor 13c-like. The coding region runs from base 1 to 966 and encodes 321 amino acids. Gene Ontology annotation, molecular function: trace-amine receptor activity. Gene Ontology annotation, cellular component: membrane. The transcript has a single exon. NCBI's taxonomy places the organism in Eukaryota, Metazoa, Chordata, Actinopteri, Cypriniformes, Cyprinidae. The record is from RefSeq and is a predicted model, not a curated record. Gene Ontology annotation, biological process: G protein-coupled receptor signaling pathway.